AAAAGAGAACCAGGAAAAUCGACGUCCAUUCCCUCCCAAUCAAAACAAAAUGGGUGAAGAUUGAAGAAGAAAGACUCUCUCUCAUAUUUUCUCUCUCUAGACUUUCUUACUCUAAAGAAGCACAGUUCUGUUGUUUUCUCUCUCUGUAUUUUGUGUAUGGAAAUGGAGUCUUUUGACACGACGGGCCGUUUUAUGGACGACCUUCUUGACUUCUCGUCCGACAUAGGAGAGGAGAAAGACGAUGAAGACACCAAACACCGGAAGCCUCUCCCUAAUCUUAAACGGAAUACCCAUGCCACCGCUCCGUUCAACGUUUUGGAGCCGUUUGAUCCUGCCCGUUCGUUACCUGAAAUUGUGGAGGAAGAGUUGGAAUGGCUAUCUAACAAAGACGCAUUCCCUGUGGUUGAAACAUUUGUCGACAUCCUCUCCGAGCAUCCCGGUAGCUUGGCCAAGCACAAUAGCCCAGUCUCCGUGCUGGAGAAUAGCACCACCAGCAGCAACAGCAAUAGUAAUAGCAAUGGAAACAUCACCAAUGGUAGCAGUAAUAUCAUGAGUUAUUGUAGUGGCGUCCACAUUCCAGUCCGUGCUCGCAGCAAGCGCUACACACGGCGUCGCCAGGACCUCUUGAAUGAGAAGUUCUUGUGCGCAGGACGCCAAAUUGGUAAAAAUGUGAAGACAGGGGUCACAGUAUCGACAGUUGGGUGGAAAUGUCAGCAUUGCGGUGCUGAAAAGACGCCGCAGUGGCGGGCUGGUCCCAUGGGGCCGAAAACAUUGUGUAAUGCUUGUGGGGUUAGGUACAAGUCGGGUCGACUGGUGCCAGAGUACCGUCCGGCUAGCAGCCCCACUUUCUCGAGUGAAUUGCAUUCAAAUUCACACAGGAAGGUAAUUGAAAUGAGGAAACGGAAGCAGGUGAUGGGAUUGUUCAAGCAUAUGGUGAAAGGGUAGUGUAAUGGGAAAGUAGUUUUUAAUUCUUUUUUGUAGUUCUUUUUGAAUUUUUUUUCUUAGAAUAGUUAGGGUUUAGGGUUUUCUGUAAUGGGGUUAGAUGCUUAGAUGAAAGUGAUUUGCUUUAAUGAAAAUCUGCUUGGCAAAUUUUGACUUAGUGUGCUUUUGAUUGUUUGGUGGUUGAUUGCCUUCUGGUUCUGGUUUUGGUUUUAGAAAUAGAAGAAGAAAAUGUAGUGUCAUUGGUCUUGUCCAAGCAUUAUUUUUUCGCUGCUUGUUUGGAUUGGAGGUGAAAGAAAUGGCGGAAUGGUAUGGAUUUUUUUGCAAAGAGGGUUGUGUAUUAUGUUGUGUCUUGGAUAGUUGAUGUGAAGGGUCUCACCAUUUCAAGU
Tripterygium wilfordii is the source of this 1328-nucleotide messenger RNA. Its product is annotated as GATA transcription factor 1-like. Lineage: Eukaryota; Viridiplantae; Streptophyta; Magnoliopsida; Celastrales; Celastraceae. The record is from RefSeq and is a predicted model, not a curated record. Bases 157 to 945 code for a protein of 262 amino acids. Gene Ontology annotation, biological process: regulation of DNA-templated transcription. The transcript has 2 exons. Gene Ontology annotation, molecular function: sequence-specific DNA binding; zinc ion binding.